AAGGAUGAGGCAUUGGGUGGUGACUGACCAAUGAUGACAUAUUUGGGGGGGAAAGCAGUUCUGAGGAUGAUCAUGAGUUUCUGCUUUCCUUGGUUUAAACAUUUGUAAAGAGGAAUGAACGACGUGCAAGUUGUCAGUGAGUAUGGGGGUGGACGGUGUUGACAUCAUGAUGAUUCAAACUGAUGCCAAACUAUAAGAGGGGAGAGUGCAAUUCAUUAAGAGAGAAUUCCCCACAGUAGAGAAGAACUGGUGUGAGGAGAUUGUGCUCACCUCUGAGCCACACCUGAAAAAUGGGGGACUGGUCUUUUCUUGCCUCUCUGUUGGACAAAGUACAAUCCCACUCUACAGUUGUCGGAAAGGUUUGGCUGACGGUCCUGUUCGUGUUCAGACUGCUGGUACUGGUGGCAGGGAUAGAAAAAGUAUGGGGAGAUGAACAAUCACGUCUGGACUGCAACACACUUUCACCGGGCUGUAAGAAUCUGUGCUACGACCGGGCUUUCCCCAUCUCCCACAUCCGCUUCUGGGUCCUUCAAAUCAUCUUCGUCUCCAUCCCAACUCUGGUUUACCUGGCACACGUCCUGCACGUCAUCCGCAAGGAGAACAAACUGAGACGAAAACAAUCAAAAGGAAAGAAUGGAAUUGUGAAAGUGCCCAAAUACACUGACGACAAGGGCAAAGUUCACAUAAAGGGGACCUUGCUUGUCAGUUACAUGUCCAAUGUGUUUUUUAAGAUUCUAUUUGAGGUUGGAUUCAUAGUGGGUCAGUAUUACCUGUAUGGCUUUGUAUUGCCUUAUAAGAUUAAAUGCAGUGGAUACCCAUGUAAGGGAGACCAUGUAGAGUGCUUCAUAUCGCGGCCCACUGAGAAGACUAUCUUUAUCAUCUUCAUGCUGGUGAUGGCUUGUGUGUCUCUGCUGCUCAAUGUGGUGGAGAUGUUCCACCUGAUUGGAUCAAAGGUUAGGCAGGGGCGUAACAGACAACCUCCAGCAGCUGAGAGGUAUGCACUCCAUGAUAAACAUAGACAGUUUGAUAAAGAGUCAUUUUGCUGAAUAUCCAGUUGAAUCACUGUCUAACUUAAUUUGUUUUCUCAUGUAUGACGAGUGCCAUUGACCUCAUAAUUAUAACAACAAAUCCCAAAUACAAUACGUUGUUGUUUUUACCGCUGCUCUCUGACUCUGUUGUGUAAAAUUGAUUGACUGACAACUGAAUUAGUUCUUUUUGUGUGUUUUUUGUUUGUGAAGUGGAUCAUUUGAUAAUGACAUGUGCCUUUUCAACAAAUACAACAAAUCAAAUCAAAGUUGAUUUGUUGCGUACACAGAUUAGCUUGUCUGGAUCCAUGCAAUCAUAUAUCAAAUAUCAAAUUUGAGUUCACUGAGUUUUAUGAUGUUACAUCAUUUCUCUUCACAUGUACAGCUGUAGACUGACACAAUUUUUCAUGAUGUAGCAAAAGCAAUGUGAAUAGAAGAUGAUUAACUUGUACUGAAAAUGUCACCUACUAAAAUGUAACCAUAAUUGACUUAUAAUAUACUUUACAUUCCUGCAGAUAUACAUACAGUGUGUAGACUACAGCCACUGGGCACAGACAUCAAUUCAACCUAAUUUAAUUGAAAUGAUGUGAAAACAAUGUUGAUCAACCGGUGUGUCCAGUGGACAGCCUCAUUGCACACACAUUUGUUAUGGUCCGUUACCAUGACAAGUUUGUUUGACCUCUUGACCCAUGAAGACUAUACUGUGUAUACAGCUUAUGUUUUGGUCUGAGCCAAAUAAAUCACUGAUAUAAUUUACACAUCAAAGUCCUGUUUUGCUACACGAUUGACUUUUUUUUAUAUAUAUGAUGUACACAUAGAGAAAAAACAUCUCACCAGUCCCCUGUAACAUAAAACAUAAAUAUAACAUAAAAUACAUUCAAGACAAAGCUCACAUUUUAUCUUUUUACAAAAACAUAAAUAAAUUACUAAAUCAAAUUGACAUAUUCACAUGACGAAGUUACAAAUAUUUUCUGAAACAAUUUUUAGUGUUGCGGGUGAUUUCGGACGAAGUCAGACGCAGGAGACACUUAUCUCCCUCACUAUCUCCCUCACUUAUCUCCCUCACUAACUUUAAGCAUCAGU
Molecule: messenger RNA, 2108 nt
Organism: Coregonus clupeaformis (lake whitefish)
Lineage: Eukaryota; Metazoa; Chordata; Actinopteri; Salmoniformes; Salmonidae
Product: gap junction Cx32.2 protein-like
Exons: 2
Coding region: 291-1046 (251 amino acids)
Biological process (GO): cell communication
Cellular component (GO): connexin complex
Source: RefSeq, a predicted model, not a curated record